Aspergillus piperis CBS 112811 is the source of this 966-nucleotide messenger RNA. Its product is annotated as iron-sulfur cluster assembly protein CIA2. NCBI's taxonomy places the organism in Eukaryota, Fungi, Ascomycota, Eurotiomycetes, Eurotiales, Aspergillaceae. The record is from RefSeq and is a predicted model, not a curated record. The transcript is spliced from 2 exons. Gene Ontology annotation, biological process: iron-sulfur cluster assembly. Bases 144 to 743 code for a protein of 199 amino acids.
GGUUGUUCCAUUUCUUCAAGACACCGCAUUAGUUGAGCAUAUGAUGUGCUAGGGCUUACCAUUCCCUCUUGCCCCCAAUUUGCCCCUCUCGGUGCUUCUUGCGCGCUUUUAUCGAUAACCACUUGUAUAUCGCAUAAGCAAUCAUGGAGUCCUCGAUGCAAAAUUCGAAUCCGACUAUUUUGAAUGCUGCAGAUCUUCCCACCCGUCUGCGUCCUUCAUCAUGCAAAGCGGGCACUUACGGAGGCGGAAUCCUUGCGUCAGCGCUCCCCUCUCUAGCGGAUCCCACCAACUUCAGUCUUAGUGAAUCGGAAGAGUCUGAUGAAGAUGUCGAUUUGAUGGAAGAGCCGAUUGAUGAACAGGAGAUCUACGAUCUUGUGUCGACCAUAUCCGACCCCGAGCAUCCCAUUUCACUUGGAGCUUUGGCAGUCGUUUCGCUGCCUGACAUUUCUAUCAAACCAACCUUGCCGGAUGUACCGAGCUCGCUUCUUCGGACAGUAUCCGUUCUCAUAACCCCGACGAUAACACAUUGCAGUCUGGCUACAGUUAUAGGUCUUGGUGUACGAGUUCGAUUGGAGCAAUCAUUACCUCCGCGUUUUCGCGUGGAUGUCCGGAUCAAGGAAGGGACACAUAGUACUGCCGAUGAAGUGAAUAAGCAAUUGGCCGACAAAGAAAGGGUGGCUGCUGCACUGGAAAAUGGUACGCUAAUGGGCGUCAUCGCAAAGAUGCUCGAAACAUGCCAAUAAUCCGAUUGUACUGCUAUUCGGACGCCGUUUAUGACCCUCGUCGGCGUCUCUACUAUGUCAUAAGAAUACCCGUUUCGAUGAUGACUCGAUUUGACUUCCGAUAGUUAUACAACAAUAUGAAAAAAGGAACAAGAGCCACUUACGGCACUUGUUGCCGCUUCUUUCCACCUAUCGACAAAAAAUAGCUCAGGAGUCUAAAACGCCACUUUCCUUCAAACCUUUC